UUUAAUCAAGCAUUAUCUAACAACUCAUAUGGUCCAUGGACGGUGCCAUGACAACAUAGAAUACCCCUCCCUUUCACAAUCACAUCCAUUUUAUUUAUACAAAAUCUUCAUAUAUAUAUACCAUGGCAAAGAUUUCUUAUGCAAGACAACACUAAUAGUUGAUUAGAUAGGUUCAAAACACCUUAGUCUUGAGUCAACAAUUAGCUAGCCCUUUUUUUCUCAAAAAUGGUGAAGAUAGCUUUUGGUACAUUUGAUGACUCUUUUAGUGUUGCCUCUCUUAAGGCUUAUCUAUCAGAGUUCAUUGCCACUCUGAUUUUUGUGUUUGCAGGAGUUGGAUCAGCCAUUGCUUACAAUGAUAUUACAUCAGAUGCAGCCUUGGAUCCAGCUGGUCUAGUGGCAGUAGCUAUUGCUCAUGCAUUUGCACUAUUUGUGGGAGUGUCAAUUGCAGCCAACAUUUCAGGUGGACAUUUGAAUCCAGCUGUGACUUUUGGAUUAGCCAUUGGAGGCAACAUCACAAUCAUAACUGGUCUCUUCUAUUGGAUUGCUCAAUUGCUUGGCUCCAUUGUUGCAAGUCUCCUCCUCAAUUAUGUCACCUCUAAGAGUGUUCCAACCCAUGGAGUGGCUGCUGGAUUGAGCCCUAUUGCAGGUUUAGUGUUUGAGAUUAUUGUUACCUUUGGAUUGGUUUACACUGUUUAUGCCACAGCAGCUGACCCCAAAAAGGGCUCAUUGGGUACCAUCGCACCUAUUGCUAUUGGGUUCAUAGUUGGUGCCAACAUCUUAGUUGCCGGUCCAUUCAGUGGCGGUUCAAUGAACCCGGCUCGGUCAUUCGGACCAGCUGUGGUUAGUGGAAACUUUGCUGAUAACUGGAUCUACUGGGUUGGCCCAUUGAUAGGAGGAGGUUUGGCUGGGUUGAUUUAUGGUGAUAUCUUCAUUGGUUCCUAUGCCCCAGCCCCAGCAAGUGAAACAUACCCUUGAAAAUGGAUAAUUGUUGUUGUUGUUGGUUCUUUCAAGCUUAAACUUUGUUCACUGCUUGCUUGCUGUCUUGAACCUCUUUCCUUUUUUUCUUUCAAAUAUGAAAAUUGUAACUUUUAUUAUCUAUUAUCAACUGCUUGUAAUAAAUAUGUAAAUUAUAAAUCAAACUUGAUGCGUCAACCGUAUGAAGGUCCCUUUGUUUUGAUCUCAAAAAA
Molecule: messenger RNA, 1187 nt
Organism: Cicer arietinum (chickpea)
Lineage: Eukaryota; Viridiplantae; Streptophyta; Magnoliopsida; Fabales; Fabaceae
Product: probable aquaporin TIP2-2
Biological process (GO): transmembrane transport; water transport
Cellular component (GO): plant-type vacuole membrane
Molecular function (GO): water channel activity
Source: RefSeq, a predicted model, not a curated record